Messenger RNA from Branchiostoma floridae (Florida lancelet), 2387 nucleotides. RefSeq names its product histone-lysine N-methyltransferase SMYD3-like. NCBI's taxonomy places the organism in Eukaryota, Metazoa, Chordata, Leptocardii, Amphioxiformes, Branchiostomatidae. The record is from RefSeq and is a predicted model, not a curated record. Gene Ontology annotation, molecular function: protein binding; histone methyltransferase activity. The transcript is spliced from 13 exons. Bases 32 to 1423 code for a protein of 463 amino acids. Gene Ontology annotation, cellular component: nucleus.
AUCCAAACCAAGUCGAGGCAGACAAACUAAGAUGGCGGACGGAGUGGAAAUAUUUUCGUCUGCAGAGAAAGGAAGGGGCCUUUGUGCCACCAAAGUCUUCAAACCGGGGAACUUAGUGCGGGCAGCCGACCCCUACGCCUAUGUCCUCUGUAACAGCGAGAGAGGAAAGCGCUGUGACUUUUGCUUUGCAAGAAAAGAUGACAUGUCCAGAUGCUCUGGCUGUAAGUUUGCCAGAUACUGUGAUGGGAAAUGCCAGAAAGCAGCCUGGACGGAACACAAGUCUGAGUGCAAGUCCAUCAAGACAGUCAAGCCAGAGACACCGACAGACAGUAUCAGGCUCAUUGCACGCAUCAUCAACAAAACUAAAACAGACAGCCCUGGUGUACCAGGAAACUCCAUUGAUGAGCUGCAGUCAAAUCUGCGAGAGAUGCCUGAGAAUGUGAAGGAGAUGUUUGCCCAGCUGGCUGUGGUACUGAGGAUGUACGUAGGGAAGGAUGUCAUGGACGAUGCCAGGGAGAUCUUUGAGCUCUUUGGCAGGAUGACGUGCAACACCUUCUCCAUCUGUGAUCCUGAGAUGCAGUACAUUGGUAUUGGUAUAUAUCCAAAAAUGUCCCUGUUCAACCACUCCUGUGAGCCCAACUGUGUUGCUGUGUUUAAUGGACUGAGAAUGGAGGUACGGGCUAUCCAGAACAUACAGCCAGGAGAGGAGUUACUGAUCAGCUAUGUUGAGAUGCUGGCCAUGUCGUCAGUCAGGAAACAGCAGCUGCUACAGCAGUACUACUUCACCUGCAAGUGUCCCAGGUGUCAGGACCAGACAAAGGAUGGCAUGAUGAUGGCUGUCAAAUGUGGGAAUAUCAACUGCAAGAAAGUCAUCAUCCAAGUUGACGGUGCCUAUGAGACCUGUAAGGUGUGUUGCCAUGACAAUGAGAAGGACCCAAAGUUCUGGAAGGAGGUGAACAAGGUUACCCAGUUUUCUGAGGAGAUGUUGGCUGCCAUCACAAGUGCAGACCAGAGACAAGAACCUAAGGAAGGUCUGAGGUUAGCAGAAAGACUGUUGGAGAGACAACAGCAGGUGUUACACAACAAUCACCUGUUUGUGCUGAAGUGUCUGGAUAAGGCCCUGGACCAGGCUGUCGUCCUGCGAAAGUGGAACAGGGCGCUCCGAUGUGCGCUGCAGACUAUCGAACCGUACAAGGUCCACUUCCCAGCCUACCACCCCAGUCUGGGUAUCCAGUACAUGAGGAUUGGUAAACUGCUGUUGUACCUGGAGAAAAGACUGGCUGCACUGGAGGCACUACAGAUGGCUGAACACAUCCUGAAUGUGACCCAUGGUAAGGACCACCCCAUAAACAAGGAGCUGGGAGACCUGCUGACACAGUGUAUGGACGAGAUGAGAAUGUACCAGGCACAGAAGAAGAAGUGAACCAAGCUGUUAUAGUGUAGGGACACUGCUUAUUAGGGUAUGGUCCAGGGUUCUAGCCAGCGCCCGUCCUUCCGUCCAUUGACGGAAUUUGCCGCUGGGAACAAACAAAAAUUUUGCCCAUUCUGUCCUAUGUGAUGUGAUAGACAAUAAAUGGCCUGUAAAAGAUUGAACCAAGCUGAGUCUACCAUAAAAAAUUGCCUCUCAUAAUAAAUGUAAUAGCAUUUCAGAGGGUUGAGAUUUCAAAAUUUCCCUGAGGAGCAUACCCUCAGACCCCCCCUAGGAUCGUCGCGCCUUCGACAGGAUUUCCAUUCAAAAUCAAGGGGACGGAAAAAAUUUCAGUCUGGCUAGAACACUGGUAUGGUCGCGACCGUCGAAUUUUGACGCUGUAUUACAGUGUAUACAUGUAGUAUUUUCAAACAGGCUGUGACAGAAACAACUGCAGAAAAGUAUCUAGGACAGCUUUUUAUGUAACAUUACAGCUGACUUUUUUAAGACACAUGCACGGCUUUCUUAAGAAUGCUCUCAGUUUGGUGUAGUACUAAAAUUGCAUGAUAUACUGUGACCGGGCCCUUAUAGAGUACCAAACAUUGAGAGAGUCUAUAGCCUAUAGUUUUGUCUGUAUGCAUUGAGAUUGGCUCAUUGAGUAUAUGAAUGAGUUGUGCCAAUUGUACCAUGAGUAUUUCUAUGGGAGCUUACUUAACUUUUAAGUACUCUCUCCUCUUCAAAUAAUCAUGUGCCAUUUUGGUAUGUUAUAUGUUUGAGGGUUGUAAAAUACAAGAUGUAGUAUCUAUUUAUCAUACUGUACAUGCAAUAAAAAACUGUUGAUGCAGGUGUGCGCCAAAAAUUUCAUAAGAGACAAAAACAUUGUGUAAUUGCCAGGAACAUUGGGGUGGAUGUUAGCAAAUGUUUCCAAAAUACUCAAUGUUGAGAUUGUAAUAGUGAAGCUGAGAUUCAAAUGUGAGUU